CAUUAAGUCAAAAAUAUCAAAUAUUGAUCUCUAUGAUAUUGGUUCUUAUAAUUCUGAAAGUUCUGAUUAUAAUAGCACUAAUGCUUUAACAUCUCAAAUAUCUAAAAGUAUAGAAAGUAAUAGAAAGUUGACUGUGUAG
Messenger RNA from Racocetra fulgida, 139 nucleotides. The record is from the annotation of a GenBank genome assembly. Lineage: Eukaryota; Fungi; Glomeromycota; Glomeromycetes; Diversisporales; Gigasporaceae.